CACAACAAACACCACAUGGAAGAGGAUUUCCAUUUUCGAUUACUACGGAUCUCGAUCAUCCAGCUCCUCAAGAGCCACGGUUUUGACAAGUCCAAGUCCAGCACCGCCGACGUGGUUACAGACCUUUACGUUAACAUGCUUGAUCUUUUGGUGACCAAAGCGGUUCGGUUUUCCAACCUCAGGAAUGAUGAUAUGAAAGCAAUAGAUAUUCUUCAGGCCAUGCUCGAGGUAGGUCUACUCAAGAACAGUGACAACACCAAGUAUAACACCAAGAGUGUUGACAGCUUCAAGAACUGGCUUCUGUCGCUAACCUUCAAUACCAGUAAACAAGUCAAUCAAGUGCCUGGUAACCUCAAAAAAGUGAUAAUAGAGAAUCGAAACUUCAAGGACGAAAUGAACGACGAAGAGGAAAAACUCCGAAGAUUGAAGAAAAAGCAGGAUUUUUUCAACAGCUUCGGACAGGCUGAUGAUAACACCCACGCAGAUGGAAUGGGGGCUUUCGAUGAUGACGAGGUGAAUAUCGACAUCAACUGGGUGGAUUACUUGAUCGAAAAAGACAGCAAGUUCAGCAACAAAAAGUUUGAAGAUACCAGCUUGGGCCCUACCGUUUCUACCGGCAAUGGUGUCGCAGGAGACUACUUGGUGGAAGCUUCGACCGACCACGUGAACCAGUUUCUUCCUAUAAACAUAAAAUAUGACGAUCGGUUCGAAGAUGAGGUGAUAUAAUUACGAUCGGCGCCUUUGGAAUCCGAUCCUAAGUACGACGGUGAUGAUUGCACUGGAUAUAAAGUACGACGGGCGCAUUCGCAAUCCCAUAUAAUAAAGUACGAUGGCAGGGGUCAGCAAGCCUGGAACCAUCGGAAACGGACAUAAAGUACGGCAGGUAUACCACGGUACAGCUACACGUACUGCAGAACCCGGCCCAACAAUCACAUCGCUAAGCAGGCCCUGGCCCCCAAACACGAAACACAAAAACACAGGAGUCGGGACACAAGGCAGUUCCCUUGUUAAGCGAGGAAAAGGCUUGAGACCCUCAAAUCACCAACUAGUACCGAGCCCACUAGCCGCCUGAAAAGUAGUUGGAACCCAACAAACUAAAUUACUCCCGAUCCAGAUUCAUUGUAUAGGAUUACAUACCAUUCACCCCAUUGUAUACGACCGUUGUCCCCUUAUUAUACAUCUUCAAAUAAUCAUAUUGAAAAUGAGAAUUUGACCCAAUUAGG
This is a messenger RNA of Yamadazyma tenuis ATCC 10573, 1223 nucleotides long. RefSeq lists its product as uncharacterized. Lineage: Eukaryota; Fungi; Ascomycota; Pichiomycetes; Serinales; Debaryomycetaceae. The record is from RefSeq and is a predicted model, not a curated record. Gene Ontology annotation, molecular function: protein heterodimerization activity.